Cucurbita maxima (winter squash) is the source of this 2140-nucleotide messenger RNA. RefSeq names its product SWR1-complex protein 4-like. Gene Ontology annotation, biological process: DNA repair; chromatin remodeling; negative regulation of transcription by RNA polymerase II. The coding region runs from base 290 to 1717 and encodes 475 amino acids. The transcript has 17 exons. Gene Ontology annotation, molecular function: transcription corepressor activity. Gene Ontology annotation, cellular component: NuA4 histone acetyltransferase complex; Swr1 complex; nucleus. Lineage: Eukaryota; Viridiplantae; Streptophyta; Magnoliopsida; Cucurbitales; Cucurbitaceae. The record is from RefSeq and is a predicted model, not a curated record.
UCACUUAAUCAUGACUUGUUGUUCGUCGCUUGCAGGUGAAUUAAGGAAAUCCAAUAAUAACAAGUUGUCUUCCUCUGCUCACAGGGAUUUCGCGCUCGAAUGAUGCUCAAAAAAUGAAACCAGAAUGAUCUUCGUCGAAUCGAUCAUAUCAAAAUCCCGAUUGUAUGGUACCCAUGUGAUGAAAUUCGGAUCGGAGGAACAUUACUGUGUAAAUCAUUCGAUUUGUGAACUUGAGUUUUCCGGCAUUGCGAAGUAGAAAAAAAGCCCUAGAAUUCGGGGGAAGUCAGAUAUGGAUGCCAAGGAUAUCUUGGGGUUGCCCAAAAACACGCUGCCUUUGUCCCAAGAGAAGAAGCCUAGGGCUCAGAAAGAUGCCCAGAGAAAGCGAGAUGGAAUUUCUCGGGAGGUUUAUGCGCUUACUGGUGGUCUUGCGCCUAUUAUGCCGGCAAUCGAUACAUCCGAGCUGAAGAAGCGACCUCCAUCAGAUGAGAAGAUUACAUGGCAAUGGCUUCCUUUUUCAAACUCUGCUAGAAAGGAUAAUUUGCAGCUUUACCACUGGGUUCGAGUUGUAAAUGGCAUUCCACCAAUAGGUGACUAUUCCUUUGCAAAGUACAACAAGUCUGUUGAAGUUGUCAAAUACACAGAUGAGGAGUACGAGAAGUUUUUAAAAGACCCUUCAUGGACAAAGGAGGAGACAGAUCAAUUAUUUGACUUGUGCGAAAGGUUCGAUCUUCGCUUUGUUGUGAUAGCUGACAGGUUUCCAUCAACAAGGACAGUGGAGGAACUGAAGGAGCGAUAUUAUCAUGCAUCAAAAGCAAUUUUGGGUGCUAGAGGACCAACAUCUCGGGAGGGUUCGGGGAAUACUCCUGCCAAGGAUCCUUUCAAUGUCUCACAAGAGAUCGACCGCAAACGGGCAUUGUCCAUGGUUCUCUCUCAAACAAAACAGAAAGAACGAAAAGAUGCAGAGGUUCUUGCUGAAGCAAAAAAGAUAAUCGAAUCACGCAAAGCUGAAAGAGUGGCUGAAGAAUCUAAGUUGGCUGUCACUUCAAAUACUGUCCCAGAAGUUACUGAAAGGGCCGUUGUUCCUGGAGAGUCUGUAGCAUCUGUAUCCAAUGUGCAGCCUCCACCUCCAGCAGCUGUACCUUCAACUGUAGUAGCAGAUAAUGCUUCUACUCUAGCUUCUCUUCGCAUGCUUCCUGUAUACUUGAGAACAUAUGCACUCGAGCAAAUGGUACAUGCUGCAAGCUCAUCUGCCGGCCUUAGGACUAUCAAACGAGUCGAACAGACCCUACAAGAUCUUUCGGUUAAUCUAAAACCCAGGGUUCCAACAAAAGCCGUGUGUGCAGAGCAUCUUGAAUUAAGAAAAGAAAUAUUGACACUGCUGAAUCUUCAAAAGCAGUUGCAAAAUAAGGAGGCAGAAGGUUCUUCUUUCCGUGAGAGUCCGUACAGCGAGGCACCUGGCACACCUAAGGAUCGUGCUUUUAUUGCUGAUUCUAUGAAUUUUGGAGGUAAAUGGGUUCGAUUCUUUCAGAAGUCAACGGGAGAAAAUCUGGGAGAUCACUUUGUUUAUACAUAUUGUGGGAAAGGUUUGUUAAACGGGACCAAAAACGAAAGGCCACUGGAAGAUUAUCUGAAGCUCCAUCAUCACCAGCUCAAUCUAAUAAAAGGCCAAGAAAACAGAAGGGAUCCGAUCUGUGAUCCUCCAGUGGUAUGCAUCUAAAAGGCUAAUGCUGGAGCAGGCAGCUUUCCAUGAUGCCCUUUUGGAGCAUCAUUAUCUGAUUGAUUAAGGAUGUUGUGAUGAACGUUGAUACUGGUUAAGAGACUCGAUUUUCAUGGUCGUCUCUGCAAUCGGGUUAACAACUGUCUGUUUAGUUCAUUUAUCUUCAUCACGAAGGCAAAGCUCUGGUUUUCUUACAUCUACUCGCUAGUUUGGUCUUUCUUUUGUUGGCAGAGUUAGCAGGAUAGUUCUUCUUAUAUGAUGGUGUAUUACAUGUAAAUCUAGCCAGAAACGAGGAAAAUUAACUCUUUUUUAUACACUACUUUCAUUUUGUGUAUUAGUUUUUGUUCUUCAACCUACUUUUUUAGUAGAUGUAAAAGAAUCAUGAUGUAAUUUUCUUUUCUAUUGUUGACAAGUAACGUAAUA